This is a messenger RNA of Spinacia oleracea (spinach), 1874 nucleotides long. RefSeq names its product tryptophan synthase beta chain 1. Lineage: Eukaryota; Viridiplantae; Streptophyta; Magnoliopsida; Caryophyllales; Amaranthaceae. The transcript has 5 exons. Gene Ontology annotation, biological process: L-tryptophan biosynthetic process. The record is from RefSeq and is a predicted model, not a curated record. Gene Ontology annotation, molecular function: tryptophan synthase activity. Bases 101 to 1534 code for a protein of 477 amino acids. Gene Ontology annotation, cellular component: chloroplast stroma; cytoplasm.
UUUUAAUUCCAGCCCUAUUAUUUUUAAAGAAAAUAAAUUCCUCUGUUUUUCCCUGUCUCUCUCUAUCCCUUUCUCUCUCUAAAACAAAGUUGAAAUUGUAAUGGCCUUGGCAUCAAGCACAGCAGCAACUCUUACUACCAGAACCUCGUCAUCCCUCGCAAAACCCUACCAACCCACCACCACUACCACCGCCGCCUUCAAUCUAUCUCUUCAAUCGCCGUCGAAAUCCCUUAGAAUCUCCCCAAAUCGUCAUUCAAUUUGCUGUGUUAUGGCCCCAGAUAUGGCUUCCAAGGCGGCGGCUUCGGUGGCGGAGGAGGAGAGAGAUUUGAGCGUAUUUCAACGGCCUGAUUCUUUUGGAAGGUUUGGUAAAUUUGGGGGCAAGUAUGUGCCGGAAACCCUAAUGUAUGCCCUUUCUGAGCUUGAAACCGCAUUCCGCUCUCUAUCCAGCGAUCAUGAUUUUCAGAAAGAACUAGACGGGAUACUGAGGGAUUAUGUGGGGAGAGAAACUCCUCUCUACUUCGCAGAACGCCUUACUGAGCAUUACAAGCUUGCUAAUGGUCAAGGGCCUGACAUAUACCUAAAGAGGGAAGAUUUGAACCACACUGGUGCCCACAAAAUCAAUAAUGCUGUUGGUCAAGCUUUGCUUGCCAAGAAAUUAGGAAAGAAACGUAUCAUUGCUGAAACUGGAGCUGGUCAACAUGGAGUUGCAACUGCUACCGUGUGUGCUAGGUUUGGCUUGCAGUGUAUUAUUUACAUGGGAGCACAAGACAUGGAAAGACAAGCUUUGAAUGUUUUCCGUAUGCGUCUUCUUGGUGCUGAGGUCAGAGCUGUCCAUUCUGGCACAGCCACUCUGAAGGAUGCUACAUCUGAAGCGAUAAGGGAUUGGGUAACAAAUGUGGAGACAACGCAUUAUAUUUUGGGGUCUGUUGCUGGCCCGCAUCCGUACCCCAUGAUGGUUAGAGACUUCCAUGCAGUGAUUGGUAAAGAAACUAGGAAACAGGCAUUGGAGAAAUGGGGUGGCAAGCCAGAUGUGUUGGUUGCAUGUGUUGGAGGAGGUUCUAAUGCCAUGGGACUCUUCCAUGAGUUUGUUGAGGACAAAGAUGUUAGGUUGAUCGGUGUUGAGGCUGCCGGGUUUGGCUUAGAUAGUGGCAAGCAUGCAGCUACUUUGACUCUAGGGGAGGUUGGAGUGUUGCAUGGAGCGAUGAGCUAUCUAUUGCAGGAUGAUGAUGGUCAGAUUAUAGAGCCUCACUCAAUUAGUGCAGGCUUGGACUACCCUGGAGUUGGUCCUGAGCAUAGCUAUCUGAAAGACUUGGGACGUGCUGAGUACUUCAGUGUUACUGAUGAAGAGGCUUUGGAAGCGUUCAAGAGAUUAUCCCGACUAGAAGGCAUUAUCCCUGCUCUGGAGACGUCUCAUGCACUGGCCUAUCUGGAGCAGCUGUGUCCAACUCUCCCAAAUGGCACUAAGGUGGUUCUCAAUUGCAGUGGCAGAGGGGACAAGGAUGUACAUACAGCAAUCAAGCAUUUGAAGAUGUGAUAUGUUGGGAAGAUACUUGAGAGAAGGAAUAAAGUUUGGUUUUGUGAUUGUCUUUAUCAAGUGUUGUUGUAUGCGCAAAGAACAUUCAAAUUUGUUAUUUGCAGCCGUCAUUGUAUGUGUGUCAUAGACAUAGUCGAAGCAGCAAGUAUUUAGGAUUGGGUGCAUAUCAAAUCUACAAAUCUGUAUGUUAUGUUCGAUUUGUGGAUUUGAAUAGCUGUCUUUACUUAGUGUUGUAUGCGCAAAGAACAUUCAAUUUUGGACUCACAAAUGUACGAUUACUGGUAUAUUGUAUUGUAGAUUACAAUCUAUAUUUAUAUUAUCAAAAUAUGUGUCCGUCAAA